CGAGGAUGCACAAAUGAGAGGGCACCAUCGGGAAGCUGCUCAUCCGUAUGAUCCUGUGCGGCCGUACUGCGGAUGGAGCCCGAGCUCCUCCAGGGUGUGGGAGCACGUCACGUAUGCACAUGCACCGACCCUGGGCCAGUCAGAUCCUGAAGCCACGCAUGCUCUAAAACAGGGUACCGACCGUAUGUUUGUGCCGUUUCUUGUCCUGAUGGGCGCAGCACCCCCCCAAGGCGCGCCCACCUUUCAGUGGCAACUCAUCGGAGCCUCCCAUGAUGUCCAGUUGGCCCUUGCGAAUCGACGCUAAUCCACGCCGAAAUGCGAGGACAAACAAGGCUCCUGUGAGUUGCCAUCGAACCACCUCCUACCGGCGAGUUCUCGGCGGGACACUCAGUGGUGGACCCCUCGGCGGAUGACUGCCCUGACAUCUUUAGAGGUCGGAGGAGCCGCGAUCCUCCGCAGCGCAACGGAAGAAGAUGGCUGCACGACGUCGCGCCUGCCGUCCGACGGCAGCUUGCAGUCCUUCCCUUCCUCGAAUGUUCUCCAGGCCGCCGCUGAACAACACCACUCGGCCGCGCUUCGGCUGGACCACAGCGCCGCUCAAGAGCCGGCCCUCCUCGAUCGAGUCGCAGAAGACCGUCUCGCAGCGGGAGCAGUCGCGCCCCUGGCAGGACCGAGUAGACGAUGGCGGUCAGGAAGUAGUGCGGGGGCCUGGAGAGGUAGUCGCUGUGCAUCUCGCACGGCAGGUCCGAGCGGACGUCGGUGGGCUGUCCCGCCACCGCCACCAGGGCGCCCGUCCGGAAGUGCACCUCCAGGAGGCCCUGGAUGACGCCCGUGCCCUCCCAGAGGUGCAGGCGGUCCCUGAAUCGCCCACCUCCUGCAGCACAUCCUCGUCGAGCGCGCCGUCCAACACGACUCGCCCGCACCUGACACGGCGCGGCCCGCAGCUGCGUCUGUGGAAGCGGUUGCCGCGAAAGGAGUUGGUGAUGAUGGAAGGAAGAAAGGGCCGCAAGCGCUCCAGGUCUGCCUCCGAGUCGAGGCAGCCGAGCUGCGUUGCCCAGGGCACGGAGAUGGCCCGGCUGUCGAAGAACACCGGGGCACCACGUCGCCUGUCCGUCCGCCGCCGGCGGGAUCCGCCUGCAGGAUCCACUGGCCCAUGGCACCGUAGGGGUUCUCGGCCUGGGCGUCGAAGACCAGCGCGGUGGUAUUGUCCACCCCCGGGUGCCCCAUGACCGCCGCUCCUGCAGGGAGGGCGCCGAGGCACCGAGCUCGGCCGGGCCCGCCCUGGCUCCGAGACGGGCGCGUGGCUUGACCCUGCCGCCGGCGGGGCCAAGGAAAAUCACACGCUCGGAGGAGGACCAGUCGAGGCAAGGCGGUCCGAAUCCGGUCAAAAUCGGUCCCCGCCGUGUUCCGCCGCGGACAAGGGGAAGAGCACCAGGCAGGAGCGCCUUUCUCUUGACUGGCCCGACGGGCCCUCUUCCGAAUCAUACAAGGAAAAACUGGAAAUGCGUGGCUGGAAUCGGAACAUCUGGACGUCACGCGCUGGAUACGCGUGCGGAAGCCCUGCGAGCAAGGACGCAGAAGUCGAC
This is a messenger RNA of Prorocentrum cordatum, 1586 nucleotides long. Lineage: Eukaryota; Dinophyceae; Prorocentrales; Prorocentraceae. The record is from the annotation of a GenBank genome assembly.